Messenger RNA from Salvelinus namaycush (lake trout), 3300 nucleotides. It is a transcript of the gene fancf, whose product is annotated as FA complementation group F. NCBI's taxonomy places the organism in Eukaryota, Metazoa, Chordata, Actinopteri, Salmoniformes, Salmonidae. Bases 139 to 1212 code for a protein of 357 amino acids. The record is from RefSeq and is a predicted model, not a curated record. Gene Ontology annotation, biological process: interstrand cross-link repair. The transcript has a single exon. Gene Ontology annotation, cellular component: Fanconi anaemia nuclear complex.
AGAAGAGGACACGGAGAAAAUAAGUAACUUAAAACACCAAAGUGACUUUUCCAAACAACCUUUUGGAGUAAUUUCAGGCGUCAUUUUAACGUUUUCAAACUCACGUCCAAAUGUUCUGAGAGCAGAUCGCAGCGUCACAUGGAGGCUGUUGUAAAGAACUUGGAGCGGACCAUGGAGCUACUCGCUGUGUCGCAGACAGAGACGGUGCAGCGGUGGGACAAACAAACCCUGGACAGAGCCUUCCAAUGGACUCAGUACUGCGAACACGUCUACACAAGGUUCCAUGCAAAUCCAACCGUCAGGGACAUCUUGGAAAAACAACUACAGGUGACAAACGAAAGUUUACGAACAACUUUUCAGGGGUAUACGGACUUCACGUUUUCUGACCUGUCGCAGUGUCAACACUUGCUGCUUGUGGGGUUACUAAACAACGCCGCUGUUCCGAGCUCAGUCAUCAAACUACUUUUCGACACUAGAACGGUUGGAGGUAAAUCUAAGGACGCCACCGGUCAUUGCACUGAGCUCAUAGAAGUGAAAUCAGCACGUAAAGUUUUAAGCGCCAUUUAUUUGAAACGCAGUACGUCCUUUCCUGGUCCGGAUGUUGACGUCAUAGGCAUGACACUGAUGGAGAUAUUGGAUACCCUGCUCUCUCCAGCUUCUGGCGUGUCCAAGGUGGGCCUAGCAGAGAAGUUAUUGGACAACAUCUUACAAACCUGUGGUGAAAAUGAAAUCUUCUCAGGAGUCGUUGCUGCUGCUCUCCUGUCAAGGAAACACAACAAAACAGCAACAACGGCAGCAGCAACAACAACAAAAAUGGUUUCAGAAGGAGUUUCAUUAGACUUUAUCCUGGUUUGGCUCCAGCAACACUACAGUUUACUCCAGCAUAUGUGUUCCACGUUGCCUAUUGGACUUUUGAUGGACCUCUACCAGCAGUCUGUGAGAUUUAGAGUGACCUACCGUGACAUGUUGAAGCAAUGGGGGUCACAGUUGGAGUAUGACAUGGGAGAAGGAGAGUGGGUUCAAAUGUAUACCACCGACGGGGUGUCGUUCAAGACACUGUCUGACCAUUAUAGGUCGUUACUAGGGGCUUGUCCGUCAACAAAGGAGGACGUUGAGAGAGAGCUGACAGAACUGAAGGUUGCCGAUGGGGACUUUGAUGUUGGAGGUCUGAGUGUUUGGGGUGACCUCCUCUCAGAGCUGAACAAGGUCUGAGUGUUUGGGGUGACCUCCUCUCAGAGCUGAACACGGUCUGAGUGUUUGGGGUGACCUCUCAGAGCUGAACACGGUCUGAGUGUUUGGGGUGACCUCCUCUCAGAGCUGAACACGGUCUGAGUGUUUGGGGUGACCUCCUCUCAGAGCUGAACACGGUCUGAGUGUUUGGGGUGACCUCCUCUCAGAGCUGAACAAGGUCUGAGUGUUUGGGGUGACCUCCUCUCAGAGCUGAACAAGGUCUGAGUGUUUGGGGUGACCUCUCUGAGCUGAACAAGGUCUGAGUGUUUGGGGUGACCUCCUCUCAGAGCUGAACAAGGUCUGAGUGUUUGGCGGUGACUCCUCUCAGAGCUGAACAAGGUCUGAGUGUUUGGGGUGACCUCCUCUCAGAGCUGAACAAGGUCCGAGUGUUUGGGGUGACCUCUCAGAGCUGAACAAGGUCUGAGUGUUUGGGGUGACCUCUCAGAGCUGAACAAGGUCUGAGUGUUUGGGGUGACCUCUCUGAGCUGAACAAGGUCUGAGUGUUUGGGGUGACCUCUCAGAGCUGAACAAGGUCUGAGUGUUUGGGGUGACCUCUCAGAGCUGAACAAGGUCUGAGUGUUUGGGGUGACCUCUCAGAGCUGAACAAGGUCUGAGUGUUUGGGGUGACCUCUCAGAGCUGAACAAGGUCUGAGUGUUUGGGGUGACCUCUCAGCUGAACAAGGUCUGAGUGUUUGGGGUGACCUCUCAGAGCUGAACAAGGUCUGAGUGUUUGGGGUGACCUCUCAGAGCUGAACAAGGUCUGAGUGUUUGGGGUGACCUCUCAGAGCUGAACAAGGUCUGAGUGUUUGGGGUGACCUCUCAGAGCUGAACAAGGUCUGAGUGUUUGGGGUGACCUCUCAGAGCUGAACAAGGUCUGAGUGUUUGGGGUGACCUCUCAGCUGAACAAGGUCUGAGUGUUUGGGGUGACCUCUCAGAGCUGAACAUGGUCUGAGUGUUUGGGGUGACCUCUCAGAGCUGAACAAGGUCUGAGUGUUUGGGGUGACCUCUCAGAGCUGAACAAGGUCUGAGUGUUUGGGGUGACCUCUCAGAGCUGAACAAGGUCUGAGUGUUUGGGGUGACCUCUCAGCUGAACAAGGUCUGAGUGUUUGGGGUGACCUCUCAGAGCUGAACAAGGUCUGAGUGUUUGGGGUGACCUCUCAGAGCUGAACAAGGUCUGAGUGUUUGGGGUGACCUCUCUGAGCUGAACAAGGUCUGAGUGUUUGGGGUGACCUCCUCUCAGAGCUGAACAAGGUCUGAGUGUUUGGGGUGACCUCUGAGCUGAACAAGGUCUGAGUGUUUGGGGUGACCUCCUCUCAGAGCUGAACAAGGUCUGAGUGUUUGGCGGUGACCUCCUCUCAGAGCUGAACAAGGUCUGAGUGUUUGGCGGUGACCUCCUCUCAGAGCUGAACAAGGUCUGAGUGUUUGGCGGUGACCUCCUCUCAGAGCUGAACAAGGUCUGACUGUUUGGGGUGACCUCCUCUCAGAGCUGAACAAGGUCCGAGUGUUUGGGGUGACCUCUCAGAGCUGAACACGGUCUGAGUGUUUGGGGUGACCUCUCAGAGCUGAACACGGUCUGAGUGUUUGGGGUGACCUCUCUGAGCUGAACAAGGUCUGAGUGUUUGGGGUGACCUCUCAGAGCUGAACAAGGUCUGAGUGUUUGGGGUGACCUCUCUGAGCUGAACAAGGUCUGGGUGUUUGGGGUGACCUCUCUGAGCUGAACAAGGUCUGAGUGUUUGGGGUGACCUCUCAGAGCUGAACAAGGUCUGAGUGUUUGGGGUGACCUCUCUGAGCUGAACAAGGUCUGCGUGUUUGGGGUGACCUCUCAGCUGAACAAGGUCUGAGUGUUUGGGGUGACCUCUCAGAGCUGAACAAGGUCUGAGUGUUUGGGGUGACCUCUCUGAGCUGAACAAGGUCUGAGUGUUUGGGGUGACCUUCUCUCAGAGCUGAACAAGGUCUGAAAUGUUAGUUAUCUAAAAACGUGUAAAACAUAGUCUGUUGCCAUCAGUUGAGACACAACAUGCUCUUGAAUACAGAGUGACACAACAUGCUCUUGAAUACAGAGUGACACAA